Molecule: messenger RNA, 402 nt
Organism: Poecile atricapillus (Black-capped chickadee)
Lineage: Eukaryota; Metazoa; Chordata; Aves; Passeriformes; Paridae
Product: collagen alpha-1(I) chain-like
Exons: 1
Coding region: 1-402 (133 amino acids)
Source: RefSeq, a predicted model, not a curated record
AUGGCUGCGGCGGGGCCGGGAGCAGCGGGGCCGGGCCUGCCCUCUGCUGGCGGCGGCCGUGCCCCGGAGCCAAAGGGGUCCCGGAGCCGAAGGGGUCCUGGAGCCGAAGGGGUCCCGGAGCCAAAGGGGCCCCGGAGCCGAAGGGGGCCCGGCCCUCCCAGGGGCUGCUGUCGCCUCGGCCGGAGCCGUGGCGCAGAGAGCGGUGUCCCCUCAGUGCCGGCGAGGGACGGAACCGGGCAGGGGGAAGGCCCGCUGGGUGCAGUUAUGGCUGGUCAGCCUGGAGAAGGUCGUGGGGAGACCUCGCAGCACCUUCCAGUAUCUGAAGGGGCUACAGGGAAUCCAGAGAGGGACUCUUCAUCAGGAACUGCAGUGAGAGAACUGGGGGGAAUGGGUACAAAUUGA